This is a messenger RNA of Drosophila serrata, 786 nucleotides long. RefSeq names its product Actin-related protein 2/3 complex, subunit 5 (gene Arpc5). The record is from RefSeq and is a predicted model, not a curated record. Gene Ontology annotation, cellular component: Arp2/3 protein complex; actin cytoskeleton. Gene Ontology annotation, biological process: regulation of actin filament polymerization; Arp2/3 complex-mediated actin nucleation. NCBI's taxonomy places the organism in Eukaryota, Metazoa, Arthropoda, Insecta, Diptera, Drosophilidae.
GACAUCUGUUUGCCGGAUUCAUUCUUCUUCGUGAUUCAUAUUUUUUUGGAAACAAGAAAAAGGCUUGAAAGGCGAUCAAAAACAUGGCCAAAAACACGUCAAGCAGCGCGUUCCGCAAGAUCGAUGUGGACCAGUACAACGAGGACAACUUCCGGGAGGAUGACGGCGUAGAUAGCGCCGCCGCGGGACCGGACGAGAGCGAGAUUACGACGCUGCUGACGCAGGGAAAAUCCGUGGAGGCGUUGCUCAGUGCCCUGCAGAAUGCUCCACUGCGUUGCAAGAACCAGAAUGUGAAGGACAACGCCCUGAACAUAACCCUGCGGGUAUUGCUGUCCAUUAAAUCGACACAGAUCGACCAGGCCAUUGAUACCGUGGACCAGAACGACCUUAUCGACGUGCUAAUGAAGUACAUAUACCGAGGAUUCGAAAUCCCUUCGGAGGGUUCCAGCGGCCACCUGCUGCAGUGGCACGAGAAGGCGUUCGCCAAGGGAGGAGUGGGAUGCAUCGUACGAGUCCUGUCGGAUACGAACCGUGCCUAGACGGGAUAACCAUUUACCAAAGGCUGUCAUUGAGUCGUCGUCAUCACCCCUACUCCCUUCCAACUGAUUCACUUGCAUCGCGGAGCAUUUAACCAACUCUGGGCAUAAAGCUUAUCCCCUAGGAGGUGACUUGCGCCCUAAGCUGAGCCCCUCUGUUCUGUUCUUUUGCUGCAAUACAAAUGACAACGUUUUCCAAAUUAGAUUUUAACUGGUAUCCAAGUAUUAAAGUUUUUAUUACAAAAUAUGA